Molecule: messenger RNA, 842 nt
Organism: Frieseomelitta varia
Lineage: Eukaryota; Metazoa; Arthropoda; Insecta; Hymenoptera; Apidae
Gene: Spase22-23
Product: signal peptidase complex subunit 3
Exons: 5
Coding region: 224-763 (179 amino acids)
Biological process (GO): protein targeting to ER
Cellular component (GO): signal peptidase complex; membrane
Source: RefSeq, a predicted model, not a curated record
UGAAUGAAAUUUACUUUAUGUUUGUGAACACAAUGAACUACUUGAUUUAUUUUGGAACGCUUUCGAACCGGUGUUUCGCUGUAUUGAAGUGCUGACGUUGAAAAUUGAAAUCGAGGCGAUUGAUGAUGAUUUUGGUUAAAAUUUUCUGAUGUAAGAUUUAAUUAGUUGACCUAUUAUAUACGAAAUAUCUGUAUACUUUGAUCAUUGAUAUCAAAAUAUAAUAAUGCAUACUGUUUUUACACGGGCCAAUGCUAUUCUAGCAUAUACUUUGAGUGUUUCGGCGUGUUUAACAUUUUGUUGUUUUCUUUCUACUGUAUUUAUUGAUUACAGAGCAAAUGCAACUUUAAAUACUGUAAAAGUAGUCGUAAAAAAUGUAGCAGAUUAUAGUGCUUCAAGAGAAAAAAAUGACUUGGGAUAUUUAACAUUUGAUUUAAAAACUGAUCUGACUCCGUUAUUUAAUUGGAAUGUUAAGCAGUUAUUUUUAUAUCUCACAGCAGAAUAUCAAACAGAGAAUAAUGAUUUUAAUCAGGUAGUGUUAUGGGAUAAAAUAGUACUUCGUGGGGAUAAAACAGUAUUUAAUUUUAAAAACAUGAAUACAAAAUAUUAUUUUUGGGAUGAUGGCAAUGGUUUAAGGGGUAAUAAGAAUGUAACAUUAACAUUGUCGUGGAAUAUUAUUCCAAAUGCUGGACUUUUACCAAGUGUUAAUGCCUUUGGCUCUCAUACUUUCGCAUUUCCAUCUGAAUAUACCUCAUUACGUGUAUAAUGUACAUUUUUGUAUAUGCGAUACGUCCAUAUUCAUUGCUUUGUAAAAUUUCUAUUUACUUUACAUAAAAUCAAUAUAU